AUGGCACAUUCGGUACUCUUUGACCAGGACGCCGGCUACGGCAACAGCGGGCUCCCGCCCCACGCACAGCAGACAGACGGGUUCGAGUUCUACCAGACGCAGUACAGCGACCCGUCGGCCGCGCAAGCCAACAUGCACGGCACCGGCGACGAUUUCUACGCGUCCUCGUACGGCACGGCGGCGCCGCUGCCGCCGCUUCUGGAGGAGCUGGAGAUAAACUUCCAGCACAUAAAAUCAAAGACGCUGGCGGUGCUGAACCCGUUCAAGCCUAUUGACCGCGAGAUCUACGAUGACGCCGAUAUGGCCGGCCCGCUGCUGUUCAUUCUGGUGCUGGGCACGCUGCUGCUGCUGUCGGGCAAGUCGCAGUUUGGGUAUAUCUAUGGCGUGGGGCUGCUGGGCACUCUGGGCAUCUGGGCCAUUCUCAACCUGAUGUCGCACGGCGGCAUUGAGGUUAUGCGGACCGCCAGCAUUCUCGGGUACUGCCUGCUGCCUAUCCUGGUGCUGGGCGGCCUGGGGCUCACGGUGGACCUGAAGGCAGCGCAGCUGGCCGGCUUGGCGGCUGUCGUGCCGAUUCUGUGGUGCACGUACUCGUCGGCGACCAUGUUUGUCACCAUCCUGUCCAUGUCUGAGCAGCGGUUACUUGUCGCCUACCCUGUUGGUCUAUUCUACGCAAGCUUCGCGCUGCUGACAAUCUUCUGA
Molecule: messenger RNA, 699 nt
Organism: Linderina pennispora
Lineage: Eukaryota; Fungi; Kickxellomycota; Kickxellomycetes; Kickxellales; Kickxellaceae
Product: Yip1-domain-containing protein
Exons: 2
Coding region: 1-699 (232 amino acids)
Biological process (GO): endoplasmic reticulum to Golgi vesicle-mediated transport; vesicle fusion with Golgi apparatus
Cellular component (GO): trans-Golgi network; membrane
Source: RefSeq, a predicted model, not a curated record